AUGAACUCUUUAAAGCCAUUCCUACUUUUCCUUCUCACCUGCAUUCUCAUUCAACAAGCAUGUUCCGAUAAAGAUCGCAAGACUUACAUAGUCUACAUGGGUGCUCAUCCUAAGGGCAUGGAUCCCACCACCUUACCUUCUCUUCACUCCAGAAUAGCUCAAAAUGUCCUUGGCAGUGAUUUUGAACCAGGAGCUGUACUUCACAGCUACAAAAAAAGCUUCAAUGGAUUCGUUGUGAAGUUGACCGAAGAUGAGGCAGAAACAUUGGCAGAAAUGGACGAUGUAGUAUCGGUUUUUCCCAACACAAAGAAUCUUCUUCACACGACAAAAUCGUGGGACUUCAUAGGCCUCCCACAAAAUAUCAAAAGACUGAGUUUGGAAAGUGACAUAAUAGUUGGAGUAUUAGACACAGGAAUUUGGCCAGAGUCAAAGAGCUUCAGUGAUGAAGGAUUUGGUCCACCACCAAAAAAAUGGAAGGGGUCAUGCCACAACAUCACUUGCAACAAUAAAAUAAUUGGUGCAAGUUACUUCAAUAUUGAAGGAAUAUAUGGUAAAAAGGAUAAGAAAUCCCCGAGAGAUGUAAAUGGCCAUGGAUCACAUUGCGCAUCCACGCUUGCUGGAAACAUGGUUAGUUCUGUAAGCUUAGAAGGUUAUGCCAUCGGGACAGCACGUGGAGGAGUUCCUUCAGCUCGCAUCGCUGUAUACAAAGUGUGUUGGGAAGAAACUGGUUGCGACGAGGCUAAUAUCCUUGCAGCUUUUGAUUCAGCAAUUGCUGACGGGGUUGAUGUUCUUUCUGUUUCUCUUGGACCAGGUCAAGUUACACCAUUAACUCAAUAUUUUCAACACUCAAUCAACAUUGGAAGUUUCCAUGCAAUGCAAAGAGGUGUAUUUACUUCGAAUUCGGCUAAUAAUUUAGGCCCUGAUCUUUUCACAAUGACAAGCUACCCACCUUGGUUACUUUCUGUUGCUGCGAGCACUUUUGGUAGAAAAUUCGUUACAAAGGUGCAGUUGGGAAAUGGUAAAGUGUAUGAGGGAUCAACAAUUAACACAUUUGAUCUCAAAAACAAAAUGUUUCCAAUAAUUUUUGCAAGAGAUAUACCCAACACUGCUGCUGGAUUUAACAGUUCUGUAUCCAGAUUCUGCCACAAGGACUCUGUAGAUGAACAUGCAGUAAAGGGAAAGAUAGUUUUAUGCGAAGGCAUACAGAUUCCUACGGAUAUCGGGUUUUUCUCGGGUGCUGCUGGUGUAAUAUUUGGAUAUGUUUCUGCAAAAGAUUUGCCAAAUACAUAUGCUUUACCAGCCACACUCCUUAGUCUAUGGAACUUUAGAGAAAUACAAUAUUACAUGAAAUCAACAAGAAAUCCAACCGCCACAAUAUUUAAGAGUGAAGAAGUCGAAGAUUCGUUGUCCCCUUAUGUAGCUUCAUUUUCAUCGAGAGGUCCAAAUCCAAUUACGCCGAAUAUUCUCAAGCCAGAUAUUGCUGCCCCGGGAGUUAAUGUUAUAGCCGCAUGGACUCCACUCGACCCGAUUUCUGAAUUUGAAGAUGACAAGAGAAGAGUACCAUAUCAAAUUAUCUCGGGAACUUCAAUGGCAUGCCCUCAUGCAGUUGGAGCUGCAGCAUACAUUAAGUCAUUUCAUCCCAAUUGGUCUCCUGCUAUGAUCAAGUCUGCCCUUAUGACUACAGCUACACCAAUGAGCCCUUCUAUAAAUCCUGAAGCUGAAUUCGCAUACGGUGCAGGGCUAAUUAGUCCAGUUAAGGCAGCAAAUCCAGGUUUAGUGUAUGAUAUCAGUGAAGCAGAUUAUGUGGAGUUCUUGUGCGGAGAAGGAUACACGGAUAAACAACUACGAAAUCUUACUCGUUAUAAAAGUGAUUGCAAGGGAAAAGCUAAUGGGAAGGCUGUAUACAAAUUGAACCUCCCAUCAUUUGCACUUGUUGCAAACAACAAAUUUUUCGGAUAUGUUUACCAUAGAACAGUUACAAAUGUGGGAUCAGCAAAGUCUAGUUAUAAAGCAAGAGUAAUAUCUUCUCCUUUGUUGGAAAUUCAAGUGAAACCUGAUGUUCUGUCUUUUACAUCUAUAGGACAGAAAAAAUCAUUCACGCUCACAAUUGAAGGAGAAAUCAAUGUGGGAAUAAUAUCUUCUUCUUUGAUAUGGGAUGAUGGUAAUCAUCAAGUUAGAAGCCCAAUUGUAGUGUAUAGGAAAUAA
Lathyrus sativus (Indian pea) is the source of this 2205-nucleotide messenger RNA. Lineage: Eukaryota; Viridiplantae; Streptophyta; Magnoliopsida; Fabales; Fabaceae. The record is from the annotation of a GenBank genome assembly.